Molecule: messenger RNA, 462 nt
Organism: Letharia lupina
Lineage: Eukaryota; Fungi; Ascomycota; Lecanoromycetes; Lecanorales; Parmeliaceae
Exons: 2
Coding region: 1-462 (153 amino acids)
Source: RefSeq, a predicted model, not a curated record
AUGUCCCUACUUGACCCCCGCCUCCCCUCCAACUCGAGACUAGUCCUCUGCCACGCUCACUCUGCCUGGGCCAAAUACAGCGGUGACGUGAGCGGUGUCUACGACAAGGCGGAGAACACUUUCACCAGCACAAGAUUGCUCGAACACACUUUGCUAAAAGACGUGGGAACCGAAAGAGCGAUAGCAAACGCAACCAUCACGCUGUUCAGAGAGCGCACACAGCUUUGGACGUUGGUGGAGAAUGAGGGCCGAUAUCUGCGAGUAGAUAUGGAAUUUGCUGGGUCUCCGGCCCGUUCUGCAAGGGUUUGUGGCAAGAUGGUGACGGGCGACGAUGUUUUGGGAGCUGUGCAGUUGAGCAGAGAGGAGGAAUUGAGGCUUGGUAUUGGGGGGAGAAGUGGACUUGGCAAUCGGAUUGACAUGAGCGGCGCUAUCAUUCUCGACGUUCCUCAAUUUAGGACGUAG